AUGGCGGAACUGUUCGAGCAGGCACGGCACGAUGCUCUUCAACGUCUGAAUCAGACGCUACUCCAAAUCGACCCCUACAUACUUCCACCAUACCCAAACAUCUCACUAGUCUCUGGGCCACAAGAUCCUCCUCUACUGCAGAUAACAGUAUCGCAACUGCUUGCAAAGCAAGCCGGAUCUUUUGCCAAUCGCGAAUGCGUGAUAAUACCCUGGACAGGCGCGAGGUGGACAUACCGUGGAUUAUGGGAGCAAUCAAACCUCUUAGCACGUGCGCUGCUACGAUACGGCAUUCGGCCAAGAGAUAGAGUCGGCAUAAUGAGUGGAAACUGCGAGAAGUAUGUUGCAGUAUUCUUUGCUUGCGCAAGGGUUGGUGCAAUAUGUGUCACACUGAACAAUACAUACACCGCGACCGAGGCGGAGUACGCGCUGAAGCAUACCAAGUGUAGACUGCUAUUCACAAGUGAGGAUGUCGGCCGAUUCGACAACCGACCCUUUCUCCAGAGAUUGAAGAGCGAAGAUGUAAUGGAGGAGCUCCCAGACCUGAAGACCGUGUGCUUGAUACGAGGCCAAGAUGAGGACUUCGUCAAGUAUGAAGAGUUCAUUGGCGAGGCGCUAUCAAUACCGGAGCACAUCUUGGAUAUCUUUGACGGCGUCAUAAGUCCUUACGAUAUUGCGAAUCUACAGUUCACAAGCGGUAGUACGGGAAACCCAAAGGCAGCAAUGCUCACACACCACAACCUCGUGAACAAUUCGCGAUUCAUUGGCGACCGUAUGCAACUUACCCCCGAUGACACGCUCUGCUGUCCACCGCCUCUCUUUCACUGCUUCGGCCUCACACUAGGCCUCCUUGCCACGAUAACACACGGCGGUCGCUUUGUGUCACCCGCCGAGUCCUUCGACCCCGAAGCAACAAUGCACGCUAUAUCCGACGAGCGAUGUACGGCUCUACACGGCGUACCGGCCAUGAUGGAGGCCAUCGUCAACCUACCCAAGCCCGAAGGGUGGAGCUCAGAGCUGCGCACAGGCAUUGUUGCCGGUAGUCCAGUGCCAAAGUGGCUGAUGGAACGCAUGGUGAACGAACUUGGAAUGAUAGAAUUCACAUCGAGCUAUGGCCUUACAGAAGCAAGCCCGACGGUAUUCAACGCGCACAUCACAGACUCUUUGCACACGCGACUUACGACAGUCGGUACCGUCAUGCCCCAUGCACGCGUCAAGAUAGUAGAUCGCGACAAUCGGAUCGUGCCCAUUGGAGUACGCGGUGAGCUCUGCGUGGCGGGAUACCAGGUGUGCAGAGGUUACUGGGAGAAUUCUGCAAAGAGCGCGGAAGUAUUGGUCCGGGAUGACCAGGGCGAGCUAUGGUUGCACACUGGAGACGAGGCUGUGCUGGACGUGGAUGGCUACUGCACCAUUACGGGCCGCUUCAAGGACAUCAUCAUUCGUGGCGGCGAAAACAUAUACCCGCUCGAGAUCGAGGAGCGCCUUGUAUCGCAUCCGUCCAUUGCGCGUGCCAUUGUUGUCGGUAUAUCGCAUCCCAAGUACGUCGAGGUACCCGUCGCGUUCCUCCAGCUUGAAGAUGGCACCCAAAGACCGGGCUUGGAAGAGGUCAAGAAGUGGGUCAGGAAGGUCCUAGGCAGGCAUAAGGCGCCGACCAAGGUGUUUUGGUUGGGAGAGGAUUGUGAUGCUGAGGUUCCGCUAACGGGGAGCGGGAAGGUCAAGAAGUUUGUGCUGCAGGGUGUUGCAGAGGGUCUAGUCAAAGAAGGAAAAUAG
This is a messenger RNA of Paraphaeosphaeria sporulosa, 1767 nucleotides long. RefSeq names its product acetyl-CoA synthetase-like protein. Lineage: Eukaryota; Fungi; Ascomycota; Dothideomycetes; Pleosporales; Didymosphaeriaceae. The transcript has 4 exons. Gene Ontology annotation, biological process: fatty acid metabolic process. Gene Ontology annotation, molecular function: medium-chain fatty acid-CoA ligase activity. The record is from RefSeq and is a predicted model, not a curated record. The coding region runs from base 1 to 1767 and encodes 588 amino acids.